CUCCAACUCAAACGUGUGCGACAAGCGCAGGCUGUUAGGGUUGAAAAUAGAGUAUGCGAACGUGCAGCCCGGCCGCAGCGCUACUUGCCGUCCACUAGAACCCCCACGGAAGUAGAUAUUAGCAAAACAUCGCCCACGCGACUACUUCACUGCACGCAAGAACACCGUUGCGAAACCCCGCACAAAAAAGUCGAACCCCCGACCACGACGAUGUCGUCCCUCGUGUGGCUGGGGGUCUCUAUGGAGGUCUGCGCCAGCAUUGUCGGCACGAUUGGUAAGCAGAUGAUCCGCCACGGGGCGGUGGCGAAAAAAUCCCAGUACAUCGAAAAACUUUUCCAGUACACCGGGCUCUUGCUUACUACCCUCAUCGGCCCAAUCCUCGACCUCGCGGCCUACACCUUCGCCCCGCAAUCCAUGAUCGCACCCUUCAACGGCCUGGAUGUCGCCUGGAACACGGCGCUGGCCCCUUUCACGUUAGGGGAGACCCUGACGAAGCGGAAAUUGAUCGCGAUCUUGACGGUGGCCGCCGGGGUGUUCAGCACCUUGGCUUUUGUCCACAUGGAGGAGCCGGAGUACACGUCGGACUACAUGCGCGAAGUGGUGUUCUCCUGGCGAACGUUCGUCUACUUAAUCCUAUUCGGCUGCUUCAUCGGCUACAAUUUGCGAGUCCAGAGGAGAUACCCGAAGGGAGACAAUCGUCGGGGACUCUCACUGGGGAUCACCGGGGGAUCGUUAGCCGGGAACAUGUUUUGCGUGAAACUGAUCGGGGAAAUCAUCCAGGACUCCGCUUCGUCCGAGUCGUUUUUCGAACGGUUCGGCCAGUGGUUUGAGGAGGACGCGCUGCUGGUGUGCGCGCUGCUGUUUGGGACGGUCCUGUUCUCGGUUUCGAACAUCAAGUUCAUGGCCGAGGGCAUGCGGGAGUUCGAAGCGCUGUACAUGGUGACGCUGUAUGAAGGUGAGUAGAAAGUGAUUGGUCUCGGCAAAGAGCCAUUUUUUUGUCAUGCUCUUUGAACAUUCCACUUAGUGUGGUGUUAUGUAUGCUGAACUUCAUCAAACCUGAAUGUAAAUCCUCUCCAAAGGUAGCAUCAUCGUUUCCGGCUGUCUUUGCGGUACGGUCAUCAUGCGGGACUUCGACCGAGGGAGCUGGUUCAACCCGAUCGGCUUCUACGCCUGCAUCCUUCUCAUCAUCCUCGGUUUGUAUCUCCUCUUCGUCGCCCAGAUGCGGGCCUCGUCGUCCCUGUUCGCCGGCACGGCGUCGAUUGUGUUGGAUAAGCGAGAAACGCUUUCGCUGCGACCGAGCAGUCCAGGGGCUUUAUCAGAGACGAAUCCGGACCAGCCAUUGCCACGGUUGAGCAGAGGAGGUGGGGUGGUCAGCAAUAGGUGUGCCGCUUCUGGUGCACCAGCGCAGGACUGUGCAAAAGACUCGGCUGCUCUGGGCGUCGAGAAGCUCGAGAUUGUGAUAGACGUCGAAAAUCAAAAUUCCGACGACCAAAUAAGCAACCUCGGAGAGCACAAUUUGCGGAUAACGUCCACUUGUAGUUCCCAGCAAACUGCAGGCGAGCAACAGCAGCAUCUUCAUCAAACGACGAAAGCCAGUAACUCCACCAGCGAGAUCAAGUCCGUCGAAGGAACACCCAGUGGACAGUUAACCGAAAGCACGACGGGGCAGCAUGAAGCGGAGAACGGGUCUUCGUCGUCCUCCAGCAUGAACAAUAUCCGCGACGGGGGGAACGGAUCGAGUGGUUGUACGUCUAGCGGUACUACAAUUACAAUGCAGGAGACGGGAAAGAGUAAAGUCAUGGACGGCAAGGGCAAAGGGGAAAUUCAUGACGAUGGCCGCGUGCAAGGGGACUUUUUGCCAUUAGCGUGCGCGACAAUUGAUGAAGGAAAGGAGGUUCUUCUGCUCUCCCGACAGGAACAGCAGCAAGUUCCGUCGACGAUAGUCGUGCAACUACACCAGCUUCCGGAGCCAAAAACCUCAUCUGCACAAAGGACGAACUACACCACCGGUGCCAAGGAACCUUGCUGCGGAGUGUUCGCGAAAAGUAGUAGUGCCGCUGCAACUUCUUCUACCGGUAGUAGUGAGGAGGUGCAAGAAGACCACGGCCACACCAGCGACAACGCUGGCGCCUCGUUGCAAUCGCCUGGUUCUGAGCAAGAUCAACAGCCUACUAGGGUACUAUUCGCUCCGUCUGUGAACGAAGCUUUGCUCCCCUCACCAUUAGAGGUGUUCCAGGAAUACCCCUUUCGUCGGAAUCUCAGCUUGGUCCGGCGGGAGGAGGAAGACGAGGAAGAGUCAAGGGCUGGAAGCACGGAGAAAAGACCGGGAAAGUAGGUGUAAACACAGUUGAUCUUUUUGAUUAGGCAAUUUGUCAUGGAAAAGUUACACCCAAGAUAUUGUAUCUGAUUUGGCAAAAAUGAUGUGGAAAGAACGUCGUCCCGUUUCAAAAUGCACCAAAUUUUUGAGCAAUUGCAAUUCAGUGUAGGAUGUCUGUCUUGUUUCGAUAGGAGGGCCUAACAGAUUUGAACGAGCGAGGCAACCGCAAAAAGAGCAAAAACGGUUCGCGGUACAUCGAUGGAGCAUGGCAUGCAGCGCUUGUAAGCAAAUUCCAUCUGAU
Molecule: messenger RNA, 2618 nt
Organism: Amoebophrya sp. A120
Lineage: Eukaryota; Dinophyceae; Syndiniales; Amoebophryaceae
Source: the annotation of a GenBank genome assembly